Drosophila albomicans is the source of this 1897-nucleotide messenger RNA. RefSeq names its product peroxisome biogenesis factor 10 (gene Pex10). Gene Ontology annotation, cellular component: peroxisomal membrane. Lineage: Eukaryota; Metazoa; Arthropoda; Insecta; Diptera; Drosophilidae. The record is from RefSeq and is a predicted model, not a curated record. Bases 169 to 1068 code for a protein of 299 amino acids. Gene Ontology annotation, molecular function: zinc ion binding. Gene Ontology annotation, biological process: protein import into peroxisome matrix. The transcript has 3 exons.
AUCUAACUUCAACUCGUGAUUUAAAAAAAUAUAUAUGACCAAAUUCCCGUUAAAAAUAUAGUUUUUCAAAAAAAUGUCAUAUCAAUAAACUAUCGAACUUUGAACGCCCGUUGCGGGCGCUGCUCGAAUAAUGUAAAUAUAACUAAGGCGCUAAAUUAAAAGUGCAACAUGGACUUUCGUAACGCCCGCGCCCGUCAACCGGAAAUCGUGCGCUCCGUGCAAAAGGAUGCACGUUACACCAACGAAUUGGCCGAGGACUUGUCAGAUAUAUUGCGAAUAACCGGCCCACGAAACUGGAUCAAGUACAAUCAGUUAUGCCAGCUGCUAGCUCAGUUAAGUUACCAUGGCUUCGCCUCUGUCAAUAACCUACAAACGUUGGGUGAGGAAUACACAGGCAUCAUACAAGUGGAUGGCAACUACAAGCAAAUUCCCAGUCGACUGCUUCAACUGAUGGCCAUUAUACUAGAGUUUGGUGGAGAUGCGUUGUUCUUACGUCUGCUGCAAAAACUGGAACUCUACAUAGCUGAGCACCAAGAGAUUGUGCCGGAUGCCAAGAAGAAGCUGCAACACCUCAUUCAGCGCAUGCGACAAUCGCCCAGUUACAUUAAGGCGUUGCACAAAUCUCUAUUCUAUCUGGACGCCAGCAAAUAUCAGCUGUCCAAGCGCACCACAGGCAUCAACUAUGUGCUAAUCCGGCACUGGUUGCAGCCUGAGUUUUCGCUGUAUGGCUACAAAAUAUUGGGCAUCAUUACAUUCCUGCAAGUGACCGUCUCGCUGGCCAUUGGUGGUUGGGAGGCGUGGAAAGAGCACAAGCGCCAGCAACUGGAGGCCAUCAAGCAAGCUGGAAAACGUUUUCUGCAGCGCGAGUCGAGCGUCAAGUCCUCAGCAGGAGAUGCUCCUCAGUGUAUUCUUUGCAUGGAGCCGCGACAAAAUAACAGUCUAACGCCGUGUGGUCAUCUCUUCUGCUGGAGUUGCAUACUCGAAUGGCUGGAGGAACGUGACGAGUGUCCGUUGUGCCGUGAAUCGCUGAAAAAGUCGCAGGUCAUUCAACUGCAGAAUUAUGCCUAGGAAAAUAACGAUUUUAGGUAUCCUUUGAUGCCUUCUUUCUGAUUUAACAUCAUGGAUUAUCUACAUCCCUUAGUAUGCUUGAAAAGUGUGGGCAUUUCGGGGAUCAUCUUCAUCCCUUAAUAAUCCUAUAACAGGCAAUUCUUGAAUUCUAUUGAGCUCUUUUUAGUCUUAGGAAGUGCUGGUCUUUUCAUAAUUAUUAUCCUUUUUUGUAUUACGAAACGCCAGAAUUUCUGGGAUUGAGACGAACCCUUCUUAUGUUUAAGUAUAAAGCGAUUUCGGGUUAUUUAAUUUUUUUCUAUGUCUAAGUAUUAAAACCUUUUUGGGAUAUUCUUGAACCCUUUUUAUGUCUUAGAAAUAUCCUUUUUGGGCAUAAGAUCAGAAACUCGUUUUAUCCUUUCUUACCUUUAAAUCGAGAGCAUUUGUUGAACCUUUUUUGCGCCAAAUAAAACAGGUAUAUUUAGGAUUUGAUUUUAUCUUAUGAAAGUAAGCAUUUCAGAGAUUGUGUUAAAUAUAUUUCUGGUAUUCUGUUCCUGUAUAUGUCUAAGUACUUCUUAGAUAAUAAUGAACCCGUUGGAAAUUCUGGAAUGCUCUGAAAUCUUUUAAGCAUACAAAAUUGUUAUUCUUCCAUUUUAUAUCGUAUUUAUUGAAUUUGUUCUGUACAUACUAGACUUAACAGCUUUGGCUUAACAUUGAUGUCUGUGUGGUGAUGGUGUUUGGUGUCCCUAAAAAAAAACCUUAAAACUACAAAUUACAAGUUGUAUUUACAAUUAAAACUCGAAGUGCCGAACACCACUUUAAAUAAUAUCCAAAUAAAUAGUGCGAUUAAAAA